ACCAUUUACAACUCGUUUGGAGGUCAGGUUACCGUGACCAGAUAUUGGCGGACUAGCUUCUAGCCCCUAUAAUUUGAUCUCAGUAGGGUGAGAAAGUGGAGCUGAGUCCAAUGGAUAGAAGAACCAGUAUCCCAAUUCCGAACCCUGUACGCGUUCCGAUGCAAAGGGUACAAUAUUUUUCAACAGGGAUUUUGAUUACUCGAUGGUCACAGCGUCUGGUAUUAAUGCUGCCAGCCGCCAAUGCCACAAUCAAUCAGGCUAAUUGAAACAAGGGUCUACUCAAUGUCAUCUGGGACGGCCGUGUAUUAACAGGACUGUUCAGUGGUACAAUGAAUCUCGAACUAAUAAAACACCCUCUUCCAUAGCAAGGCAUUGAUUGGCGCAGGCAGUACUGGGUCAGUAUGAUUUGCAAUAGGGCAAGAUCGAUUGUGGUGGGCACUCUGGCAUUGACUCUGCUAUGGUUGUCGUCGUCUUCACUACUCAGGCUCUAUUACCUUCUUCGGCUACCGUUCGUAUGGAAAGCAUCCUCGGCAGACGCGAUCAUCUCUCAACAACACGACGACUUUGACGUCACAUUUGCAGACUACGAUGCAAACUACUCCACAUAUGCCACAGGCAUACGACCAUACAUACCUAGAAGGAUACAUCAUAUCCACCUAGGAUCGAGCUCACCGCCGAAGAAUUGGCUGGAUGCCAGAGCCGAAUGUCUGAAACAUCAUGAAUUCUGGGAGGCAUAUCUCUGGACGGACAAAAAUGCGGACAGCUUCGUUCAAGACAAUUAUCCCCAUCUCUAUGAAAUGUGGACCCGCUACCCAUUCAACGUACAACGCGUGGAUGCAUUGCGCUACAUGAUACUGCAGAAGUACGGAGGUGCCAUCCUUGACUUCGACCUCGCGUGCAAGCGAUCGCUGGAGCCGUUGCGUCGAUUUGAGUUCGUAGCUCCGGCUGCGCAUCCUGCUGGGUUCUCAAUCGGCAUGAUGCUUGCAGCGCCCAACAACCCCUAUGUCCAUGCGCUCGUUGAAAACCUCCCGGUAUACAACCAAGUCUGGCCAUUGUUACCAUAUGCGACCGUAAUGUUCAGUACAGGCUGCCACUACGCGUCGACCAUAUUCACUCUGCAGUCCAAUCGCACAAACCUCCGCAUUCUUGCAGGCCCUCCCGAUCAGCCCAAGAUGCAUAUGCUCAAUGGGGUAGUCAAUACGCCACUUUUCCGGCAUUUCGGCUCUUCUUCAUGGCAUGGCCAUGAUGCACGGUUGAUUCAGUUCUUCAAAGACCUCGAUCAGCGGAUCUUGUUUGCGGGUCUCAUCUUGCUCUUGGGUAGUGCGGCAGUAGUUACACUGCUAUGUAUUGUUCGAAGGCGUUCACCAAAGGUAGACGACGAAGAACGUCGCUUGCCGUCAUUUGCAAUCAAGUGGAUGGCAAAGAUCGCUUAAGUGAAGCAGGAAUAGGUGGGGUGGUAUACAUAUAUAUUAAUCUGGUUUUGUGUUUUCUUUCAGCG
This is a messenger RNA of Aspergillus pseudotamarii, 1498 nucleotides long. RefSeq names its product glycosyltransferase family 32 protein. The record is from RefSeq and is a predicted model, not a curated record. The transcript is spliced from 3 exons. The coding region runs from base 402 to 1433 and encodes 343 amino acids. Gene Ontology annotation, molecular function: mannosyltransferase activity. Lineage: Eukaryota; Fungi; Ascomycota; Eurotiomycetes; Eurotiales; Aspergillaceae. Gene Ontology annotation, biological process: mannosyl-inositol phosphorylceramide biosynthetic process.